Molecule: messenger RNA, 3733 nt
Organism: Oncorhynchus keta (chum salmon)
Lineage: Eukaryota; Metazoa; Chordata; Actinopteri; Salmoniformes; Salmonidae
Gene: susd1
Product: sushi domain containing 1
Exons: 23
Coding region: 324-3578 (1084 amino acids)
Molecular function (GO): calcium ion binding
Source: RefSeq, a predicted model, not a curated record
AACUCGCUACCCAAGAACCAACUGGAAACAGCUCAAUGGUGGAUGGCUGUUCUCACUGUGUUGACACUAUUGGUGCAGUGAUGAGCCCGUUUUACUCAAUUUCACACCUUUUUUUGUGCAUUUUCAUGGACAGGGUUUUCCUUUAAUUCAUGUGACAGAGCACCUAGCGUGGAUUGUAGUUAUGAUGGGUCUCACAAACACUGGAUAAAGUUGAUUCAAGAAAAGCACCAUGAGUUCUGCAAGACGGAAAUAAAUAAAGAUGUGCUUACAAAGGAUGCGUCUUUGCAAUAUCUAAGAGAGGGAAAUGGACAUACUAUGAGAGGAUGUAUUGGAGAACAGCACUUGUGAUCUUGGCCUUUCUUACUCAUGCCAUUACAGAAAUGCGAGUGACUGGUCAAACGUUGGAUGUGUGUGCCACCUGUCACCCUAACGCCACCUGUGAGGAGAAGGUGGAUGGUACCGGCAAAGCCUGUAACUGCAUGUACGGCUUUGUUGGUAAUGGAAGAACUUAUUGUCAAGACAAAAAUGAAUGUCAGAUAGGAGCCAAUAAGAUCUGUGGGCAGCAUACUGCCUGCCAUAACACCUAUGGAAGCUUCUACUGCACCUGCCUGGCAGGAUACAGCCCUUCCAACAACAUGGCCAUCUUCAUCCCCAAUGAUGGAACCCGCUGUCAGGACAUUAAUGAGUGUAGAGUCCAAGGGAUCUGUGGUGAGGGGGGUAAGUGCACAAACAUGCAGGGGUAUUUUAACUGCCUCUGCCAAGUGGGAUACCAGGUUCACAAUGGAGCAGAGCCAUUCCACCCACACCAGGACAAGGCCUUUUGCAAAGCCAUUGAUUGUGGGCAGCCUCCCUCGGCUCUGAAUGCAGUCCAGCUGUCAGCCACAGGAACACAUUACGGCAGCGUCGCUAAAUUUGGCUGCUCUGAGGGAUUCUUCUGGAAAAGCGGGGAGAACUCCUCCAUUUGUGGGGCAGAAAGUGUGUGGAAGGGCCCAAGUCUUGUUUGUGAAGAGGUUGACUGUGGCUUGCCCCCUGCCCUCCCUCACUCAGUAAUGUUGUGGGAUCAGAGCACCAGGAUAGGCUCUGAGGUGGUUUAUCAGUGUAACUCUGGAUAUUACAAUGUGGGAGAGGGAAAUGUAUCAGUAUGCACUGCCAAUGGACAGUGGGACAAGUCAGCUUUGCUAUGUGCAGAGAUAACGUGUGGUGAUCCCCCUAUACUGCCCCACACUGGGCAGGUGUGGAAUGGCAGCACAAACCCUGGCAGCACUGUGCUGUUUUACUGUAAAGGAGGGUUUUAUAGAGAGGGAGGGGGGAAUAUUUCCCAAUGCACUAGAGAUGGUUACUGGACAAAGGCAACGUUGUCAUGUAAAGAGGUUGACUGUAGUUCUCCCCCUGCCCUCCCUCACUCAGUAAUGUUGUGGGAUCAGAGCACCAGGAUAGGCUCUGAGGUGGUUUAUCAGUGUAACUCUGGAUAUUACAAUGUGGGAGAGGGAAAUGUAUCAGUAUGCACUGCCAAUGGACAGUGGGACCAGACAUCUUUUAUAUGUGAAGAGAUAACGUGUGGUGAACCCCCUAUACUGCCCCACACUGGACAGGUGUGGAAUGGCAGCACAAACCCUGGCAGCACUGUGCUGUUUUACUGUAAAGAGGGAUUUCAUAGAGAGGGAGGAGGUAAUAUUUCCUACUGUACAGAAAAUGGUUUCUGGACAAAGGCAACAUUAUCAUGCAAAGAAAUAAUGUGUGGCGGUCCCCCUAUGCUGCCCCACACUGGACAGGUGUGGAAUGGCAGCACAAACCCUGGCAGCACUGUUCUGUUUUACUGUAAAGAGGGAUUUCAUAGAGAGCGAGGGGGGGAUAUUUCCCAAUGCACUAAAGACGGUAACUGGACAAAGGCAACAUUGUCAUGUAAAGCCAUUGAUUGUGGGCAGCCUCCCUCGGCUCUGAAUGCAGUCCAGCUGUCAGCCACAGGAACACAUUACGGCAGCGUCGCUAAAUUUGGCUGCUCUGAGGGAUUCUUCUGGAAAAGCGGGGAGAACUCCUCCAUUUGUGGGGCAGAAAGUGUGUGGAAGGGCCCAAGUCUUGUUUGUGAAGAGGUUGACUGUGGCUUGCCCCCUGCCCUCCCUCACUCAGUAAUGUUGUGGGAUCAGAGCACCAGGAUAGGCUCUGAGGUGGUUUAUCAGUGUAACUCUGGAUAUUACAAUGUGGGAGAGGGAAAUGUAUCAAUAUGCACUGCCAAUGGACAGUGGGACCAUACAUAUUUUCUAUGUGAAGAGAUUGACUGUGGGGAGCCAGUAUUUAUAUCCCAUGCUAAGACGCUAUGGGACCAGACAUCGUUGAUUGGUAGUGUGGUUUAUUACCAAUGUGUUGAAGGAUAUUACUCUACGAGUGGGAAAUGUUACACUGAGUGUGGAGAGAAUGGACUUUGGGAAGAUAUAGAAAUUCAAUGUGAAGAGUUAAACUGUGGGGCUCCACUAACCCUUCCCCAUACUAACAUGCUGUGGGACAAUACAACUGUCCUGGGCAGUGUGAUUGAGUAUGUAUGUAAGGAUGGAUUUUACCAGGAGGGAGGAAAUAGUCUCUCAACAUGUAUAUCAUCAGGACAGUGGGGAAUUGUUUCAAUAAUAUGCAAAGCUACAUGUGGACCGGCCCCUGCUCUGGCCAACACAGAGGUGGUGCUGCAGAACACAAGUGUUGUGUUCCAUCGUUGUCUGGAAGGAUUCCACAGCUGGAGAGGAAGAAACACCUCUGUUUGUGACAUCACUGGGAAGUGGCAAGCUGCCACAAUGCGAUGCAGAAAAAUCAAGCCUGCCAUCAGCGACUUGGUUGUCUUUCAUGAAAAAUGUUUGCGUUGGAAAGCAGACAAGUAUGAAGAAGACACAGAGAAUUACAGAGUAGUAUUUGUGGGAUUCAGGGCCUAUCAAAGGUCAUUCCAUGACAAGAGGAAGAAGCUCCUCAGCUCCACUUCAGACCACCCUGAGAUCUGCCUGAACCUGCUGCCUGUUACCAACUACACCAUCAGCAUCACUGCACUGUCUGCCAGGUUCACCUCCACACUCACAACAAACACCAGCCUACAAGUGCCUCAAGCCCCAGAGAUUUUAUACAGAGAAAUUGAGGCUCCAUUGCCCACUUUGUGGCUACGCAGAUCAGCUAACACUCUGGACCCAAUUAGUUUCUACCAGGUGUUUGUGUUGCCACUGGAGGGGACUCUUGUGUUUGACUGCAGCUCUCUUAACACCCCAGACUUCUCCAGUCAGAGGAAGCCCCAUGGACAGUACAUCACUGCCCAGCUCCAUCUGAGGGAUAUAGGGAAAGAGAUGAACCUGACUUUGGGCGAUGGGCACUACUAUGGAGGGUUCUACAAUGCUCCUUUACAGAACGGCAGAGACUAUUACAUCAUAUUACGAGCUGUCAGUCAAUGGGGAGGGGCUUUCAAGCACUCUUGUGUUAUUUGGGCAAAAGUGAGAGAUAUAUCCUACAUAAUGAAGGUUUCAUCGCUUUUUGCUGGGGGAUCAAUUGGAGUCUUUGCUUUGGCCAUUUUUCUGGGACACUGUUACACCUGGUUUUGUAAGAAGACAUGACAGUCAUCCUGAGGACUGACUUUUUCAGUUGGGUCACACUUGGUUUAUAUUAGCAUAAUGUUCAGCAACAUUUACCUGUAAUAUUGUAACUGUGUAAAAAUGUGUUUUGUAUUGUAGUUGUUUUCUGUACUAAAAUAAAGGUAAAAAAAAAAGUU